Poecilia latipinna (sailfin molly) is the source of this 2421-nucleotide messenger RNA. RefSeq names its product von Willebrand factor A domain-containing protein 5A-like. Lineage: Eukaryota; Metazoa; Chordata; Actinopteri; Cyprinodontiformes; Poeciliidae. The coding region runs from base 168 to 2390 and encodes 740 amino acids. The transcript is spliced from 22 exons. The record is from RefSeq and is a predicted model, not a curated record.
AGUUCAUUCCUUGAACGAACCCAAACUCACUCAGCAGGUCCGUGUUCAUAUUUCCUGCUGCAGCUUGAACGAAAAUUCAGAGAGACAGCAGCGGACGAAGCUUCGUUAACAGCGGUCUGUAAACCUAAAACAUAUCUCUCUUAUCAGCAACUGUUCUUACUGGCACGAUGGUGAACUGCUGUGGUCUGGUCACUGACAGGAAGGAACCAGUUCCUCUGAAGAGCAUUGAUGCUCAGCUGGAGGUGAAGGACCAUGUAGCUACUCUGGUCUCCACUCUGAACUAUGAGAACAAGGAGGACAAACCUCUAGAGGCUGUGUUUGUCUUCCCUCUGCCUGGAGAUGCUGCUGUGUGUCAUUUCAGUGCUCAGAUUGGAGAAACACACAUUGUAGCUGAGGUGAAGGAGAAACAGCAGGCUCAGGAGGAGUAUGAUGAUGCUCUGAGCUCCGGUCAGCAGGCCUUCCUGUUGGAGGAGAGUGACGAGAGUCCAGAUAUUUUCUCUCUGAAAGUGGGCAGUCUGCCUCCAGGAGAGAGCGCCUCCAUCAGGCUGGAGUACGUCACUGAGCUGGCUGUGCAGGCUGAUGAUGGGCUGAGGUUCUGUCUGCCUGCUGUGCUCAACCAUCGAUACCACCCACAGGGUAGUGAAGGUCCCAGUGUCCAGGUGACCUCAGUUCCAGCCUCUCUGGUGCCCUACAGUCUGUCCUUUUCUGCCCAGGUCUCCUCUCCUCGUCCAAUCUCUAAAAUAGAGUCCAGUUGUUCUCUGGAACCUCUUCAGUACCUCAACGCUGAUCAAACUCAGGCCACGGUUAAAUUGGUUGCAGGACACAAGUUUGACAGAGACGUUGAGCUACUGAUUUAUUACAAAGACGCCCACCAGCCCUCUGCUGUGGUGGAGGCAGGACAGGCCUCUGCCAAACCUGGCUCUCUGAUGGGUGAUCCAGUGGUGAUGGUCAGCCUUUACCCUGAGUUCCCCCAAUCAGUGAUGUCCUCACUUGCUGCCUGUGGAGAGUUUGUGUUCUUGGUGGAUCGAUCAGGAAGUAUGAGCUGCCCCAUGAAUAACAGCACACCACAAGAAACUCGUAUCAGCAGUGCAAAGGACACUCUGCUGCUCCUGUUGAAGAGUUUACCAAUGGGCUGCUACUUCAACAUUUACAGUUUUGGAUCCUCCUUUGAACACAUCUUUCCUACGAGUGUGGAGUACAGUGAGAAGACCAUGAAGGAGGCUCUGGAAAAAGUUGAAAAAAUGGGGUCUAAUCUCGGAGGAACAGAAAUUCUUCGGCCUCUCAAACACAUUUACAGCCAAGCCUGCAUUCCCAAACAUCCUCGGCAGGUGUUUGUCUUCACUGACGGAGAGGUGGGAAACACCAAAGAAGUUACUGAUCUUGUUAAGAAGAAUGCAGGCUCCCACAGGUGUUUCUCUUUUGGGAUUGGAGAAGGAGCCAGCUCUGCUCUCAUCAACGGGAUGGCCAAAGAGGGCGGAGGUCACGCUCAGUUCAUCACAGGGGCUGACAGGAUGCAACCAAAAGAGAUGCAGUCACUCAGGUUUGCACUGCAGCCAGCUGUGGAGGACAUUUCUGUCUCCUGGGGUUUACCAAAGGGAGUGUCUGCCACCGUUCUGUCUCCACCAAUUAAAGCAAUAUUUCAGGGUCAGAGGUCACUGAUUUAUGCUCAGCUUACAGGACAGAGUUCAGAGGAAGCAGGCGGCAGUGUGACAGUGAAGUACAGCCUGGCAGGUCAUCCCUCUCAGAACCAGCUGCACUUCAAACUAAAACCUGCAGAGGACUCUGGAUUAACAGUCCACAGGCUGGCUGCUCGCACUGUGAUUCGCUCACUGGAGUCAGAGGAGAGGACACGAAGAGGACAGCAGGAUGAAGAAGUGAAGAUUAAGGUGGUGGAGCUCAGCAUCCAAUCAGGAGUAAGCAGCUGUUUCACUGCCUUCAUUGCUGUCAACAAAGACAGCGGCAAGGCAGUUCAAGGACCGCUGGUGCGCAGAAAUGUCCCGACAGCUUUUCUACCUCAAAUGAUGGGUUGUUCACUUCCACAAAGACCAGUUCUGAUGGCUUGUUCAGCUCCACGAAGACUAGCUCGCUCUAUUGUGUGUGUGGGUUCAGCUCCACCAGUUGAUUUCCAGAGUAUGGAUUGCUCACCUCCAAGACGGAUCCAUAGUAAAGAGAUGUCCUGUAGGAGCAACGCUGCAGAAGCCAUUGAUUAUUCAGAAAGGUCAUACCCCAAAUCUGUGCAGCCCCAUAAAGACCCUCUGCUGCAGCUGGUGUCCCUGCAGAAAGCAUCUGGCAGCUGGAUGCUUGAUGAAGAUCUGACUGCAGUGCUGGGAAAGACCAAAGAGGAGGUGGAAAAGGCAAAACCAGAAUUGGUGGGUUGUAGUCUAAAAUAAUAUUAAUAAAAAAAAAAUCUUAUAAUGUAAA